This is a messenger RNA of Rhopalosiphum padi (bird cherry-oat aphid), 1617 nucleotides long. It is a transcript of the gene Zpr1, whose product is annotated as zinc finger protein ZPR1. Gene Ontology annotation, molecular function: zinc ion binding. NCBI's taxonomy places the organism in Eukaryota, Metazoa, Arthropoda, Insecta, Hemiptera, Aphididae. The coding region runs from base 164 to 1504 and encodes 446 amino acids. The transcript has 6 exons. Gene Ontology annotation, cellular component: cytoplasm; nucleus. The record is from RefSeq and is a predicted model, not a curated record.
UUUUUUAUAAUAUUGUCUUCGCUCACCAUGUUAUCUUAAUUAAUUCGAGUCUCCACCGAAUAACGUUUCACAUUCACGGUUGCCGCAUUCGAUUAAUUCGAUUUAGAAGUCGUCUUGACUCUUUCAAAUUGUAUUCCAUUGACUGCGAUCGUAUAAGACAGCUAUGGCUGACAGUAAAAGUGCCGAUAUCAAUAAUGUAUUCCCGGAAUUGGACGUAGACCAAUUGGAAGUAAACGUAAUCGAAAGUCUGUGCUUUAGUUGUGGAAAGAAUGGCACCACACGGCUCUUGUUGACACGCAUUCCAUUUUACAAAGAACUGGUAAUAUCAUCAUUUGAUUGUCCACACUGUAAUUAUAAAAAUAACCAAUUGGACCCAGCAAUCGAAAUUAAGCCACAAGGUGUUCGGAUGUCUUUAAAUAUUGAAAACAAAGAAGAUUUGGAUAGAUAUGUGAUUACAACAGACUACACAAGUGUACAAGUGUUAGAUUUAGACUUUGAAAUACCACCAAUGUCACAACGAUCACAAGUAACUACUGUUGAAGGCAUAAUUACCAAGACAAUUACAAAUUUAAGUGAACAAAAAAAAGUUCUUGAUCUAACACAUCCUGAAUUAGCAUCAAAAAUGGAAGUUGUAAUUAAUGGAUUGAUUGGUAUCAAAAAUCUUACCAAGCCCAUUCCAAUGAUGGUUUUUGAAGAUGCAACUGGGAAUAUAUUUGUUUCAAAUCCUGUUGCACCUUUGGCUGAUCCCAGAAUGCAAACAGAAAUGUUCACUCGAGAUAGUGCUCAAGAUGAAAUGAUAGGAUUAACAGCAGAAGACAAUGCACAGUCGAUUAUCAAACCAUUAGGCACUUUUAAUGAUUCAUCUGUUAAUAAUAUGAAUGAUGAAAUUGUUCAAUUUAGUGGCCCAUGUCCAAAUUGUCAAUCAAUUUGUGAAACCAAUAUGAAAGUGACAGAUAUUCCAUACUUCAAACAAGUAGUGAUCAUGGCUACUACAUGUGAAGAUUGUGGCUAUCGUACUAAUGAGGUGAAACCAGGUGGUGGCGUUGAAAAGCAAGGUUUACAAAUAACUGUUAAAGUAUCAGAUCCAGAAGAUUUAAACAGGGAUAUAUUGAAGUCAGAAACAUGUUGUCUUCGUAUUCCACAAUUGGAUUUUGAAGCUGGUGCACUUUCACUGAGUGGUCGAUUCACUACUAUUGAAGGUCUCAUAACAUCAUUACAUGAACAGUUGAAAGAUACUGCUACAGCAUUUUAUUCUGGUGACAGUCAGUCUGAAGGUGUUAUCGCCAAAACAGAGAUAUUUUUAGAAAAACUGAAUAAUAUUAAAACUUGUAAAAUGCCAGUUGAUAUUGUACUGCAUGAUCCGGCCGGAAAUAGUUAUGUCCAGAGUUUAACACCUCCAGAUUUGGAUCCAAAACUUACUAUCACUCGGUUUGAUAGAACUGAAGAGCAGAAUGAAGAGCUAGGGUUAAACGAUAUGAAAGUAGAUGAUUAUGAAAAAAAAUAAAUGUACCAAGUAAUAUUUGGUUUAAUAAUUAUACCCAGUUUUAUUAUAAUAAAAUGUAAUACAGUAAAAAUAUGACUAGUAUUUUUAUAUUGAAAUUACAACCACAGUUAUAA